Cooperia oncophora is the source of this 1707-nucleotide messenger RNA. Lineage: Eukaryota; Metazoa; Nematoda; Chromadorea; Rhabditida; Trichostrongylidae. The record is from the annotation of a GenBank genome assembly.
AUGGAGCUACCCGUUCUGCUACUCACGAAUGGGGUACUUUUACCGAAUGCUAAGUUGAAAGUGCCCAUAAAAAGCCGAACAAAUCUGGCGACACUGGAUCGCUUUGUGGUGAACAGAGGUGCGCCAGGAAAAUCGCUAGUGUUGGUCGCGUAUCGGAUAGAAAAAGAAAAGAGAGUGUUCGAGACAGGUACAGUGGCGAUGGUCGAGCAAGUGGUGUGCUGGAGUUAUAACAAUUUUGUACAGUAUACCAUCCAUUUGGUUGGCGUGUCGAGGGCAAAAAUCGAAAAAUUUGCCAUUCCUGUCAGUACAGUUCAGCAGCUCUAUGCCAUCGAAGGAGAUACACCAUCCGACCUCAGAAAGGAGUUCCGGGUUCGAGUCAAAGAAUUCGCGUUUUCGCUUUCCUUUGAUCGUGUGGAGGAGUCCUUUACAUUGAAAAAAUUCUUGAACGAGGACAGACUAGAAGAUUUGGCGGAUUUCUGGCAAGCCGUCACUAAUGUAAGGACUCCGGAUAUCCAAAUCCAGCAACCAUAUCUCCCGCGAAGUCGUUCUAGAACCCGAAGAUCCCCGAAAAACGGACUGGAAGAGUUAGAGACAAAACUUCAGAACGCAGGCUUACCCGACAAUGUCAAGGAACGUGUAUGGGCGGACUUUGACCGUUUGAAAGCUAUGGGACCGAAUAGUUCCGAGCAGCACGUGCUCACCUCAUACCUAGAUUUGGUGGCCAGUUUGCCAUGGAGUAAAAGUACUCCUGAGAGUAUAGACAUCAAAAAGGCCAGGGAGCUACUCGACGCUUCCCACAGCGGAAUGGAAGACGUGAAGAAAAGAGUACUCGAGUUCCUAGCUGUUAGAAAACUCAGCGAUUCGGUAUGUCUGUUCAUUAAAUUGGCUUCGAUCCCCUCCCUUGAGAACAUGACCGCUUUCAGGUUACCGGACCAAUACUGUGCUUUGCGGGUCCACCAGGUAUUGGAAAGACCAAGUAUAGCAAAAGCCAUUGCACAAUCGCUUGGACGGAAUUUUGAAAGGAUCUCGUUGGGUGGAAUACGAGACGAAAGUGAUAUUCGAGGUCAUCGCAGGACUUAUGUGGCCGCAAUGUGCGGACGAAUCAUUCAAGCUCUGAAACAUGCUGGUAGCAAUAAUCCACUAAUACUUCUUGACGAAGUCGACAAGCUGUUCGCUGGUCUUCAUGGUUCACCUUCAGCUGCUCUGCUUGAAGUAUUGGAUCCUGAACAGAAUAACUCGUUUACCGAUCAUUACCUAAAUCUCCCAUUUGAUUUAUCAAAAGUGCUGUUUAUUGCCACCGCCAACGACCUUUCAAAAAUUGAAGGACCACUUGCCGAUCGUCUUGAGAUCAUCGAAAUGACUGGAUACUCGACGAAUGAGAAGAUAGAGAUCGCUGAACGUCAUCUAAUUCCUCGUCAACUACUUCAACAUGGAAUUUGUCCGGAUCAUUUGCGGAUACAAAGAGAUGCCCUUCGGAUCAUGGUGGAGGAUUAUACUCGAGAGUCGGGUGUGCGACAGCUGGAGCGAAUGAUCGCGGCCACUUGCCGGUUCGUCGCGUUGCGGAUAGCGGAAGCAAAUAAGAAUGAAAACGAGUUUGACAGCAUGAUGGCUUCCGAGCUACCGAUCGUCGUCUCUGCUGAGAAUUGCAGAAAAAUACUUGGAGUAAGCUACAUGGAACCCGUAUGCAACUGCUCUUCGUUGGCUUGA